AAUCAUUUCCAGGGCAUGUCGCACCUGCAUUGUGUUCAGCACUUUCGAUUGUUUAUUAAUAACAAAACAUGGCGGAAGAGAAAGGAAGAAAUUCUUCUUCAAGCCCGUCGCCAUCACCUAUGUUUAUUCCUAAACAAUCAUUUGUUUGGGAGAGAAAAAGAAAUAAAGUGUAUUCUAAGAAGAAAAGAAAACCAUCAAAAUCACCCAAUGCUUUAAAUUCACCUGAAUUUACAUUUGAAUUCAAGAAUGACAAACCUCUAGAUUUUGGUGACCACUUCUUUCUAUCAGGUGACAUUCCUCAAGCAGUGCCCUACUAUACAACGAUGCUUGAAGAACAGAUAAUGGUCGAUUCGAAUAACAAUUCAAAUGGAGAAGACAACAAUGAGCUUGAGUGGUCGAACACAUAUUUGACGUCUAAACUAUCAGAAGUAGAAAAGAUGAUAGAAAUCUACCCACGUGAUCCGUCACUAUACUUGCAGAAGGCGGCAGUUUUGUUUUUUCAAGAUAGAUGGGCAUGGGCGAGGGAGGUUUUAUCGUUAGCACUCACAAAAUGUUCAGACAAAAGCGAAAUCAGAGCGGCCAUAGGAAACCUCAACAAACUGGAAAGAAGUCUGGCUGUUUGUAUUGGAUAGUUGGAUAGUAGUGGAUUUACAAUUUUACCUGGAUUGUAUAUAGAUUUUUAACUUUUAUACUGUAUUUUGAAGUCAUAUUUGUAAUAUUUUUUUACAGUGGAUUUACACAUCCAAUAGUUUUCAAUAUUUUGCUAUUUAUGUCUUUUACUGCAUUUGUGUAUAGUUUUUUACAGAAUUAUAAUUCUAAGAAAUAUUUUAUAAAUAUUG
Molecule: messenger RNA, 839 nt
Organism: Hydractinia symbiolongicarpus
Lineage: Eukaryota; Metazoa; Cnidaria; Hydrozoa; Anthoathecata; Hydractiniidae
Exons: 6
Coding region: 69-632 (187 amino acids)
Molecular function (GO): protein binding
Source: RefSeq, a predicted model, not a curated record